UGGGCGCGGGCCAAAGCACUAAAAUUGGCUCCCAGCCACCCCGCCUGCACGCCUGCCACCCCAGCACCGAGGAUCCGGGACAGCAGCCAGCCAGCUAGGCGCGAAUCCUUGCUGGUAGCCUGCCGCUCGCGAAUCCCUCAAGUGCUCCCUCCAAUCCUCAUCGCCGCCGUUUAAUAACCGUAGCGGCGCCAUGACAACAAAACCCCAGUGCUGCCCCAACAACAGCCUCACUUCACCCACGUCGCAAUGCGGUGACCAUCAAUCGAUCACGUCGAAUUCCCCCCUCCCAGCAUGCAAACCAAACGAACGAGACCAGCAGACACGCCCAUCUCUCGCCUCGCCUCGCCUCGCCUCGCCUCCAACCACUGGGAUCCGAUCCCGACAGUCAGUCAAGCUGCAGCUCCGCGCCCGCGCCCGCCGCUGCCAAUCGGGUCCUGCCCGCCGCCGUCCAUCGCGGCCCAAUUCUACCGCCUCGAUUUCGUGACGACGACGACGACGACGGUUUGCUCUUGGCUUGGACGUGGCCCCCUGCCCGGGAUAUAUCACCACUAGAACAAGGGCGACUGCGGCCUGCUAGAAACCCGUUGAACACAACGAGUGCGCCUUUCGACCGUAGCCUCGCACGCUGACGGCCGUCGACCGAUCACACGCUCGCUUACGGGAAGACGUAUAUACCACUGCGCAGACACAACAUACCAGACAAGACACGAAGGAUAGAGGAGGAAGAGGAGGAUAGCAGCAGCAGCAGCAGCAGCAGCAGCAGCAACAACAACACGAAGUAGAAAGAAAGCAAACACGUAAAGAGGCGCAUCUCCGACACCCAACCACCACCACCACCACCACCAAUACUCGCUGUCCGACGACGGGGCCAACCCAACGAGCCGACCACGAUGGCGUCCUCGGCGACAGACUCGUCCGUCGUCUACGAGCGGCGCACCGUCGAGCGCCUGCACAAGUACCACUGGCCCGCCAUCCAGCUGAACCUGUGGAUGCUCUUCAUGCUGGUCGCCUCCUCCGCCAUCCUGGGCAUCUUUGCCAACUUUGUCCAGAUCCAGGGCCAGCUCGGCCUGGGCGUGCCAUGGUACUUCCCCUACUACAUAACCGUGGCCGCCCUCGUGAUAAUCUUCAUCGGCAUCCUCCUCUGGCUCAUCUUCCAGCGCCGCCUGCUCCCCUCCAUCGUCAUGAUCGGCGGCUUCAUGCUCUUCGUCCUGUGGCUCGUCGGCCUCAUCGUCACCAGCGUCCAGCUCUGGGGGCCCGCCGGCAGCGUCGCCUCCAACUGCAACGCCGCCGUCUUCGACCGCAACCCCACCGGCCAGACCCUCGAGACCCUCGCCUGGCUGCAGCAGCGCAGCAUCUGCCAGGGCUGGCAGGCCGUCUUCUCGCUGGGCUUGGUGGGCGCCAUCUUCCUGUUGUGGAUCAUGAUUAUGGCCUACCAGGUGUUUGCGGAUAAUGCUUGAGGUUUAAGGCUUAAGGCUUAGGUGGGGGUGGGGAGGGGGGGCGUGGUUUGGUUGGAGGUUUCACGUGGUUAAUGUAGUCAUGCGGAUACGGGUACUGAUAUAUGGGUUUGACGAUUGUUCUGUUUUCUUUUUGGGGGACCUUUAGGGGGUUAGCUGCCCGCCGGGGCUGUCACCUCAUUCUGUUCAGCGGGAUGGACGGGUUGCGCAGAAGAUGCGCUGGCAAAGCCGUAUGGGGCAGUGUCCUCAAGACGAGGUCUUGAUGCCUCGAGGCUACGUAGGGUAUACUCGUCGACAUCGACGAGGUUGGGUCUGCAUAAUAGGAGUCCGGAGCGGCGCAACGCUGGGGAUGCCCACGGGCAAGGACAUUGAUUUCAACUUGGCAUUAUGUUCACAUACCUAGCACUGGAUUUCAAGCAAACAGCAAGAUAUUCACACCUUCAUAAA
Diaporthe batatas is the source of this 1901-nucleotide messenger RNA. RefSeq lists its product as uncharacterized. The record is from RefSeq and is a predicted model, not a curated record. NCBI's taxonomy places the organism in Eukaryota, Fungi, Ascomycota, Sordariomycetes, Diaporthales, Diaporthaceae. The coding region runs from base 891 to 1457 and encodes 188 amino acids. The transcript is spliced from 2 exons.